ACUGCCGCUAAGGGGGUUGCCGGCAGAGUGCGGCAGGGCGACUCUGGCAGACUUCCCGGCGUCCUUGGCCCAGCUGGAGGGACUUGCGAACACGCCCCCCCCCCCCCCCCCCCUCUCUUCUUCUUCAGCGGAAAGCAUCUCUUCUCUCUUCUUGGUGUUUGGGACAGCAAUAGGACCCCGCGGGACAGCGAGAUGGCGAUGUCUCUUGAGCUGACCAUCCUUCAGCUGAUCUGUCUCUGCCUGUCGGUGGCCGUCGUCGGUGCGAGCAGCGACGCUACUUAUGCCCGGUGGUUUCACGGGACCAACAGUAGGCGCCUUUUGGAUGAGGCCCUCAAGGGUGACGAGCCCGUGUUCCUGGAAGCGGACGUGGUUGUGGAGGGUAGCAUGGCCGUCCUGGAGCACCCUCUGGAUCAGCCCUGGGACUUGAGUCUCCGGGACCUGCUGAACCUGGUCACGGCAAAGCCCAAGAGGGUUACCCUCAAGCUGGACUUCAAGAGCACCGAGGUCCUUCCGUCGGCCAUCAACGUCCUUAUGGGUGCUCUGACAGAGAACCUGAAAGACCUGUGGCUGCACGCGGACGCGGUCCCAGGCCCCGGCGGCAAGCCACCCGUCGACGCCUCCACCUUCCUGCGUUACACAACGCCCUUCCACCCGUUCGCCGUUGUAUCUCUUGGGUGGACCACCAAGAGCAAGGGUGCGUACUCCUGGCGGAACGUCGAGACGAUGGCCCGCCUCACCCGCUGUGGACAACCGUACCUGAAAAGAGUCGCCUUCUCCGUACGCGCCUCAAUGCUCGAGAACUCGUUGCCCCAGCUCGCCUGGCUCGUGGACGUCGUCCCAAAUUCCACCCUCUCUGUCUGGUACCCGUCAUCAGAAGCUCCGCCUACAGAAGCAUUGUUGAAACUUCGCCAGACAAUUCCGGAGUCGUCCGUUGUCUACGACUUGCCGCGGGACUACCCUUUCGAGAAUCUGGUUGACGCUCCCAUCAUGGAAGAAGACCAGGACUGGAGAAUAGACUGGAAGCUGACUGGAGACUCUCCUUGUCAGAAGACCUCGUUGGUCGGAAAGCGCGCAGUGGUCUUGGGAGACCAGGCGGUCUCGGCGACUCUGCCAGACCCAUGGGCGAACUUCGAGGCCAAGCUGGACCUCAGUAAACCAAGAUCUGUCGCGGUGAGCCUCGGCAAGUCUAAGCUGACACUGGAAGGCCCCUGCUUUUACAUGGUUCUCAACAGGAAUGGGCAAAAGGUUACAAGUCAUGUUUGGGGCAUACCCUGCAAGGAUAACACCCUGGAUCCGGCCAGAAAAGAAAGCCCGGCGGAAAUGACCCGCGAGUGGGACUUCGAGAACGCUACGGUACCGCUUGUGUUUGAGUCGUCGCCUGGAGGUGUUGUCUAUGCAGCGUACUUCCAUUCAGCCGCACCGACUUUGUCCUGCUCGCUAGCACUGGUUUUGAUGGCGCUUGCAGUGUUGGCCGUCUGAGGGGGUAUAACUGACUGCUUAGGACAGCCUGUGUUCUAACGUGUUGUGCAAGUUAGUGUUCAAAGUUGCCGUCGCCGUCUUCCAGUAAGUUUGUAGAAAGGGACGAAUUCGAGCGAAGUAUGAACCUCGUGGCUAUUGUGAAGCAGCCCCCACUAGCAAAAAUUACAACAUAAUAUAUAAAUGCAAGAGCAAAUACCAGGUGAAAAUAUUGCUUCGAGUGGCUAGUGAAAUAAAACACAACAUAAAUCCUUGAGUGCUCAUUUUGAACGCUUUAAGUCGUGAGAAACAAAGAAGAUGACAGGCUUAGCGAAAUCAUGACAUUGAUGUGUUGCAUUAAAUUAAAUUCGAUUAGUAUCUCUGGUAAGUCGACAGGGUAUGAUGAUCGCAUAGGCAAGUAUUAUGAAUGAAACUGUACAUUACAAUAUAUACUCAAGCGAGUUAAUGAACUAUGAGGGGAACAUGGAGUGGCAGCUAUUCAAAUGCGCACUGACGAAAUCUCAUGGUGUCGACAUUGUGGAACUCUGACAACACCGUAAUAUAAAUCAACGAUUGUGUUUUAUGCAAUAGUUUUAUUUAACAGUUUCAUGUGAGCCGUGAUUUUGUAGGGAAGUUUCCUCCUUUCUUGUGAAACGCAGUCCGUUGGAAAUUAUGUAGAGAACAUAAAACUGCACGGAGUUUGAACGUAGCCGUUAUGUAAACACUGACAAACGAUCAAAGAUUCAGACCAAAAUUCUUAUAUAAAAUGAAACGAGAAACGCGAUGGCGAGUAUAUUUAUUUUUAUUGACAGGCCGAACGUAGACAGCUUACCACUGACCACUUGAAGACAAGGCACAAUUUGUUUCUGGUGUAUUUAAAACCUGCUGCUCGAGGAUAACAUAUAUAAAUAAAAAAAAUUACCUCCCCCUUUAAAAUCAAAAAGGAGGGCCAGGAUUGGUGCUUGUGCUGGUGGGGUUGAUUUUUACUAAUGCGCACAGUAAUAAUUUCAAUCAUUGGUUUGCAGGUGAACUUCCACGUGUCCUCAAACGAAUUUAAUCAUACAUAUCAUCAUAUUACUGCCUCCCUACACUAUCCCAUUUGUUUGCAAUAUGAAUGUUAGUGCAUUCAGGUUGCUCUGCCCUUUCUCCUCGUUGUAUUUGAACAAAAUGUUGGAACUUGCCAUACCAAGUGUAUACCCAAAUCAAACAUGAGUAGUUAAUACAUUGAAUUGCAGUUUGGUGUACCUUCAUUCCAAACGGCGUAUAGAAAUGUACGCUGCGCAUGCCGAAGUAAAAAUAUUUUUCAGAUAUACUGCACAAAGAAACAAGAACUGUUUAGUGUGCCCGUUUUGUAGAGGUCUUUGAAGAAUUGACUGGUUUUGCUCAUCUCAAAUAUGCAGCGUGGGAAACAUAAAGAUAUCAGCAAUAAUAUUCCGCUAUGUCGAGAAGAGUGCUCGUUAGCACCAUCUGUCUAGCAAUAUAGAGUUAAUGUGUCUAUUUAAAGUGCGUUUUAUUAAGAGAUGUAAAUGUUUAUAAAAUAUGUUAAUAAAGUUUGAUGAUAUCCA
Molecule: messenger RNA, 3020 nt
Organism: Ixodes scapularis (black-legged tick)
Lineage: Eukaryota; Metazoa; Arthropoda; Arachnida; Ixodida; Ixodidae
Product: protein FAM151B
Exons: 2
Coding region: 193-1479 (428 amino acids)
Source: RefSeq, a predicted model, not a curated record